Serendipita indica DSM 11827 is the source of this 1152-nucleotide messenger RNA. The record is from the annotation of a GenBank genome assembly. Lineage: Eukaryota; Fungi; Basidiomycota; Agaricomycetes; Sebacinales; Serendipitaceae.
AUGGGCAAAAAUUAUUACGAUAUUCUCGGAGUAGACAAGAACGCAGACGACGACGCCAUCAAAAAGGCCUACAAGAAGCAGGCCCUCAAGUGGCAUCCAGACAGAAAUGCAGGCUCAGAAGCCGCUUCUGCAAAGUUUAAAGAGGUCUCGGAGGCAUUCGAGGUUCUCUCAGACAAGAACAAACGCGCAGUUUACGACCAAUUUGGUGAAGAAGGCUUGAAAGGCGCACCUCCACCAGACGCAGGAGGAACUGGCGGUUUCUCUGGCUUCCCAGGUGCUGGAGGUGCUGGUUUCGGCAGCGGUGGUUUCCCAGGAGGAGCUACAUUCACCUUUACAUCUGGGCCUGGCGGAGGUAGUCGGGGCGGAUACCAUCCCAGCGACCCGAAUAGCAUCUUCGAACAGUUCUUCAAGAGCUUCUCCAUGGGAGGUGGCAUGGGACCAGGAAGCCACCGUGCAGCAUUUGGAGACGACGAUGACGACCCGAUGAUGGGAAGUGGUAUGCCCGGCGGAUUCUUCAACAUGGGAGGCGCUGGUAUGGGCGGUAUGCCUGGUGGGGGACCUGGAGCGCGCACAAAACGACCUACACGAAAGGCACCAACCGAACCAAGUCAACCCAAUGAGGUCGUCCGGCCGCUCAAGGUCAAGCUUGAAGAUCUCGCUACUGGCGUCACAAAGAAGCUAAAAGUUACUCGACGAUUACUCACCGGCGAGCAAGUCGAAAAGACACUCGAAAUCGUCAUUCACCCCGGAUACAAAGCCGGCACAAAGUUCCGCUUCAAGGGCGAAGGAAACGAACGAGAAGGAGCGGAGCCUCAAGAUUUGGUGUUCGAGCUGGAGGAAAUUCCUCACGACCGCUUUACCAGAGAUGGAAACGACCUCAUUAUCACGGAAAAACUUUCCCUGCUAGAAGCCCUAGCAGGAAACGGUGGAAACCGACAAAUUGUAGCGAUUGAUGGUCGACGGCCAUCUAUCGCUGUUCCUGCCUCUAUCGUCAAGCCAGGUACCCAGACCAGGGUACCCGGCUAUGGCAUGCCGAUACGCAAGGAAGGCCAAAUCAAAUCGUACGGGGACCUCAUAGUCAAGUGGGACAUUGUGUUCCCAGACAGGCUCACGUCGGGCCAGAAAGAGGGCCUCCGAAAGGUUCUUGGAUGA